AUCAACGAGACAGGACACACUUUGACUCAUCAGGCUGGAGUUCUUAUCUUCAGCUAAUUAAAUUAUUUCUGGUAAAGCACUCAUGGGGUUAAUCUGCUGCAAUAUAAAUCUCCAACUAAGUAAAUAAUGGAGAGAGAGUGAGAGAACGAUGAGCCACCGACUGUAGGAAAGUAUCAAAGUGGAGGCUGCUGUUGACCGUCUCUGAGAAACGCCUGCGACAUCUCUGCCGGCUGAUCCAGGGAACUGAAGGAGGCCUGUCGCCAAGGGGACCGUCGCCAUGGCCGACUGGAACCUGCUAGGGAAGCUGCUGGAGGCCGCUCAGACACACUCCACCGUGGUGGGCAAGGUGUGGCUCACCGUGCUCUUCAUCUUCCGCAUCCUGGUUUUGAGCACGGCCGCCGAGAAGGUUUGGGGCGAUGAGUCGUCGGGCUUCACCUGCGACACCAAGCAGCCUGGCUGUCAGAACGUCUGCUACGACCGCACCUUCCCCAUCUCCCACAUCCGCUUCUGGGUGCUGCAGAUCAUCUUCGUGUCCACGCCCACGCUCAUCUACCUGGGCCACAUCCUGCACCUGGUGCGCAUGGAGGAGAAGCAGACGCAGAAGGAGAAGGACCGCGAGGAGGAGCACGCGCUGCACAGCGAGAAGCAGGAGCUGCUGGCGGCCAAGGAGGAGGAGGAGGAGGAGGAGGAGGAGGAGGAGGAGGGCAAGGCCAAGAAGGCGCCGGUGAAGGACGGCCAGGGCCGGGUGCGUCUACAGGGGGAGCUGCUGCGGACGUACGUCUUCAACGUCAUCUUCAAGACGCUGUUCGAGGUGGGCUUCCUCGUGGCGCAGUACAUGCUGUACGGCUUCCAGCUGAAGGCCAUGUACACCUGCGACCGCUGGCCCUGCCCCAACACGGUCAACUGCUACAUCUCGCGGCCCACCGAGAAGACCAUCUUCAUCCUGUUCAUGCUGGUGGUGGCCUGCGUGUCGCUGCUGCUCAACCUGGUGGAGAUCUGCCACCUGGGCUUCACCAAGUUCCGAAAGGGCCUAUGCUUCCGCCGCCCACGCCCGAAGAACGCGGAGCCCAGCGAGACGCCCAACAACAACAACAACACGGUGGAUGCGCCAUCGGGCACUGAGAACAAGCGAGAGAACAGCCAGACAAACAAACACAGCAACAAAAAGACGCGGGACGACGACCUGAAGGUCUAG
Molecule: messenger RNA, 1195 nt
Organism: Gadus macrocephalus (Pacific cod)
Lineage: Eukaryota; Metazoa; Chordata; Actinopteri; Gadiformes; Gadidae
Product: gap junction alpha-3 protein-like
Biological process (GO): cell communication
Cellular component (GO): connexin complex
Source: RefSeq, a predicted model, not a curated record